This is a messenger RNA of Diachasmimorpha longicaudata, 753 nucleotides long. RefSeq names its product merry-go-round (gene Mgr). Gene Ontology annotation, biological process: tubulin complex assembly; microtubule-based process; protein folding. Gene Ontology annotation, molecular function: tubulin binding. The transcript has 3 exons. The coding region runs from base 16 to 657 and encodes 213 amino acids. NCBI's taxonomy places the organism in Eukaryota, Metazoa, Arthropoda, Insecta, Hymenoptera, Braconidae. Gene Ontology annotation, cellular component: cytoplasm; prefoldin complex. The record is from RefSeq and is a predicted model, not a curated record.
GUUACAGGCUUACUGAUGGGUCUGCACGUGUCCUCAUACUCACCGGGUGAUUUUGUAACAACGAAGUUGAAGAAGCGUUUCAAGAUGGAGGAAGGCGACAAUAAAAUAGAAUCCGAGCUGAAUGACCAGAAAAAGUCAUACAGUGGCAUCCCGGAGGCACAAUUUGUGGAAGAUGUUGAUGCAUUUAUGGCUCAGCCCGACAAUACGGAAGUCGAUAAAGUCUUAAAAAAACUUGAUGAGAAUCACAGCAAGUACAAAUUCAUGGAGUAUAACCUGGCGAACAAGAGACGUAGACUAAAGUCCCAAAUUCCCGAAUUGGAAAGAUCUUUGGAGAUGAUUAAAAAACUGCAAGCCGAGAAGGACAGUAGUCAUGCCAUGGAGACGCAAUUCCUACUGUCUGAUCAGGUGUUUGCAAAAGCUAUAGUACCACCCACGGAAAAGGUGUGCCUUUGGUUAGGGGCUAACGUUAUGCUGGAGUACACCCUGGACGACGCCCAAGAUCUGAUGGUAAAGAACAUCGACUCUGCUAAAAAAAAUCUCAAUCAUGUUGACCACGAUUUGGACUUUGUGAGAGAUCAGUUCACAACAACUGAAGUUAAUAUGGCGCGUGUUUAUAAUUGGGACGUUAAGAGAAGACAAGCAGCAAAGGCGACAUAAAAUUUAUGAUAAAUAUUCAACUGUCUAAAUUCUCAUGCACUGUAUUAUGGAAUAAUUUGAAUGAAAUUCAAAAACUUUACACUCUUAAUAUGAAAA